This is a messenger RNA of Xylaria bambusicola, 2003 nucleotides long. RefSeq lists its product as uncharacterized. The transcript has a single exon. The record is from RefSeq and is a predicted model, not a curated record. Lineage: Eukaryota; Fungi; Ascomycota; Sordariomycetes; Xylariales; Xylariaceae. Gene Ontology annotation, molecular function: N,N-dimethylaniline monooxygenase activity; NADP binding; flavin adenine dinucleotide binding. Bases 127 to 1821 code for a protein of 564 amino acids.
GUUGGUUUGUGUUGUAGAGGUAGUUAAUUCUAUCCCGAAUCUGAAUCCGGAAGAACAGUCUUGUUAACUUAUCGUAGCUCAUUCGAAGUUGCAGUAGCGGCAGCAGCAAUAUCCCCGCCGCCCAGGAUGGGGUCUUUAGGGAACGAUGACAUCGAAGGCAAUGCAGCAGCUAAUACCUCGUCGCCGCCUGCGUUCAACAUCAAACGCAUCGCCAUAAUCGGUGCUGGACCAAGCGGUCUAGCAGCAGCAAAGCAUCUCUUGGCCGAAGGGUUCUUGUCCUCACAGAUCGACAUCUACGAACAACAAGCCGAGGUAGGCGGGGUGUGGAAUUACAGCGCCGUGACAUCCCACGAACAGCUGCGCGUGCCGCAGACCGAUGCACAUGCACCGCUCGACACGCCAAUUUACCCGGAAACGUCCAUAGAGCAAGAAAAAGAGGAGUAUGAAGAUUAUGUCUUCGAUUCAGAUGAAGAAGCCUGCACGGCUCCCGGGUCGGGAGCGUGUUCACUACCUCCUGUGUCGCGCAAGGAGAAGCAGGCUCCUUUCUUCCCGACUCCCAUGUACGACUACCUGCAUACGAACAUUCCGCAUACGCUGAUGCGGUAUUCGGAUUUGGGAUUCACGGCGGAUGGGAAAGGGGAGGGCACGCAUGAGGACUGUGAGAUCUUCCCUUCGAGACAGGUCGUGCAGGAAUAUUUACUCCGAUACGCUCGCGACGUGCGGCAUCUAGUUCGCUUCUCGACGCAGGUGACGAAUAUCUCUCUACAGACUCCAUCAUCGGACGUGUUGGAGGGAGAGAAGUGUCGAAUCCAUGAGAAAUGGACUGUUCGCUCAACGAACCUCCUCACAGACGUGCCACGAGUAGAGAACUACGAUGCCGUCGUCGUCGCAUCAGGUCACUAUUCUGCACCAUAUAUACCUUCAGUGCCCGAAAUCGAAACAUUCGCCAAGGAACACCCUGGUAUAAUCUCACACGCAAAAACAUACCGCGCUCCGUCCGAGUUCGCCGGCAAGCGCGUCGUGAUCGUCGGGUCCUCGGCCUCAGGGCUAGACAUCGCAUCGCAAAUCAGCGCAGUAUGCGCAUCUCCCCUCAUCAUGUCGGCGCGCAGCGCCAUACCCGAUGAUCAGGCCGCGCAUAUAGGCGUAGGGGACAAAGUGCGCGUAGUCGGGCGGAUCAAGCGCUUCCUCGUCGACGAAAGGGGCAUCGAGGUGUUUUCCACUCCGGGUUCUCCUAGUGCCGCGACAGAGAAGAUAGCAGACGUCGAUGCGAUUGUCUUCUGCACGGGUUAUCUAUUCACAUACCCAUUCCUUUCCCCAUCUUCCCUCCCGUCCUCCACGCCCCCGUUGGUCUCCGACGGCCGUCGCGUCCACGGUGUAGCGCGCCACUUCAUCCACACUUACCAUCCAACCCUCGUAUUCCCAGCCCUGCCUAUCAAGAUUAUCCCCUUCCCGCUCGCCGAGGCGCAGGCCGCGGUCUUCUCGCGGCUAUGGUCGAAUAGACUCUCUUUACCCUCGCAUGAAGAAUUACAGGCCUGGGAGCGCGAAGAUGAACAAGGGAAAGGAUUUGAAGGUGAAAGAGUCGUCGGGGAAGGGAAGUCGUUCCAUGUCUUUCCGAAGGGCGGCGAUGCGCGGUAUAUCAAUGCGCUGCAUGAUUGGGCGUUGCAGGCGGAUGGGAAGAAGAGAGGGAAAGGGAAAGAGCCGCCGUUUUGGGGCGACGAGGAACUUUGGCAGCGGAGCAUUUAUGCGCAGGCGAAGAUGCGGUUUGAGAAGAGCGGACGAAAGGCGAAGACUUUGAGGGAGCUUGGGUUCGAGCAUGAGUAGAUUGCUGGGGAUUGUUGAUGGAGGGUAGAAAGUGAAGACUUUGAUUGAGGGAACCUCAAUGAUUUGAACGCUGCACUUGGAUAUAUAGAAUAGAUUUAUGCGCGUCGUUCAAGCUACGAUAGACAAGCAAUAGCCGAUUCAGCGUGUAUUAGGCACUAUGAGCUUCGUAAUAGAUUUUUCCC